UGUUAGUUUGCAAAAUUUCAUUCCUAGAGAAUAAUUAAUAAUAAAAAAGCCUGAUAGAUAGGUAUUCAAGUAAAAAGUAUACAUUUUUGUAUUGUUCCUUUAAUUUUAUAUUCAAAUAGGUAUUUAGAAACCGCUUUAAUCACAAUAAAUAAUUCAAAAUGAGUUCAAUUGGAACUGGUUAUGAUUUAUCAGCAUCUCAGUUUUCGCCUGAUGGUCGAGUAUUUCAAGUUGAAUAUGCUUUCAAAGCAGUUGAAAAUAGCGGAACUGCCAUAGCUUUACGUGGUUCUGACGGUGUCGUUUUUGCCGUUGAGAAGUUGGUCACGUCAAAACUUCAUGAAGAUUGUACAGGAAAAAGAUUGUUCAGUGUGGAAAGUCAUAUUGGAAUGGCUGUUGGGGGAUUGACUGCUGAUGCCAGUGCAAUAUUAGAUGUCGCACGUGAGGAAGCGAGAUCAUAUCGUCAGAAUUACAGUAUGCCCAUUUCAUUGAAAUAUUUAAAUGAACGAGUAUCCAUGUACAUACAUGCCCAUACAUUAUACAGUGCUAUUAGGCCAUUUGGAUGUGCUGUUAUUAUUGGCUCUUAUGAUCCUAAGGACGGUCCUCAAAUGUAUAUGAUUGAUCCAGCUGGAGUAUCAUUUGGAUAUUUUGGAUGUGCUAUUGGUAAAGCUAAACAAACGGCCAAAACUGAAAUAGAAAAGUUGAAUAUGAAGACAAUGACAUGUAAAGAAUUGAUUAAAGAAGCUGCUAAGAUAAUUUACAUGGUGCAUGAUGAGUUAAAAGAUAAACAGUUUGAACUUGAACUUAGCUGGGUUGGUAGCCAUACUAAUGGAAAACAUGAAGAAGUUUCAAAAGAAGUAUUUGAUGAUGCAUUGAAAUAUGCUAAGGCAUCUCUGGAUGAUGAUUCUGGUUCAGAUGGAGAGUAAACUAUUGUUAAUGAUUUAAGGAAAAUUGACUGUUUGUCAAAUUAACGGUACAUAAGUUUAAAAAUAUUUUUUUUUUUAUUUAAUAAAAAACAACAUUUUUGAA
Molecule: messenger RNA, 1023 nt
Organism: Metopolophium dirhodum (rose-grain aphid)
Lineage: Eukaryota; Metazoa; Arthropoda; Insecta; Hemiptera; Aphididae
Gene: Prosalpha7
Product: proteasome subunit alpha type-3
Exons: 6
Coding region: 159-920 (253 amino acids)
Biological process (GO): ubiquitin-dependent protein catabolic process
Cellular component (GO): nucleus; proteasome core complex, alpha-subunit complex; synapse
Source: RefSeq, a predicted model, not a curated record